AGAGCACCCGGACAUGUCCCCUGAGGUCGUCUCGGCCAUCCGAUGAGGUCGGACCCGCGUUCCGAGGUUUUAAAAACUGGGCGAAGUUCAAAGCCCAAACCCUUCGACAAAUUUGAAAUAACUUGUUCGUCUCCCACAGGAAUCCCGUCUCCACAAUCUAAAGCUUACUUACCCAGCAAGUCUGCGAGGAAGAAGAAGAUCGAGGUCUGAACUCUUGAAGCGGAGGAGCCGAGGAUGAAGCAAUCGAUGAAGGCGAACUCGGUGAAGUCGGCGAUUGUGGUUUUGGGAGCCCUGGCUUUCGGAUGGCUAACCAUAGAGAUCGCUUUCAAGCCUUUUCUCCAGAAAGCUCGUGGCGCCAUGGACAAAUCAGACCCCUCUCGUGACCCCGAUGAUAACGACCCCAGCGCGAUUCCCAAAUCUUCUUUCUCCACCACCGACGAUAUCUCCGACUCCACUGAGCUGAAGUAGAAUCCCGUCUCUUUCAAUUUCUUAACUUUUUUUUUUUUUUUUUUUCUCAUUUUUGUUCCUCCCAUCUUCUACUGCUCGGGUUUUGGCUUUUAAUUAGGUUUUUCCCCUGUUUUCCGAAUGGUUAUCCCUUGAGCAACAACUCUCAAUAACAUGUUAAUGUAGUACCAUAUUGUUAUGGAUUCAAAAAUUUGAUCUUUUUCAGGUUUCAUACAA
Macadamia integrifolia is the source of this 681-nucleotide messenger RNA. Its product is annotated as outer envelope membrane protein 7-like. The transcript has a single exon. The record is from RefSeq and is a predicted model, not a curated record. Bases 235 to 468 code for a protein of 77 amino acids. NCBI's taxonomy places the organism in Eukaryota, Viridiplantae, Streptophyta, Magnoliopsida, Proteales, Proteaceae. Gene Ontology annotation, cellular component: chloroplast outer membrane.